Molecule: messenger RNA, 1920 nt
Organism: Beauveria bassiana ARSEF 2860
Lineage: Eukaryota; Fungi; Ascomycota; Sordariomycetes; Hypocreales; Cordycipitaceae
Product: C6 transcription factor
Exons: 2
Coding region: 1-1920 (639 amino acids)
Biological process (GO): regulation of transcription by RNA polymerase II
Molecular function (GO): zinc ion binding; DNA-binding transcription factor activity, RNA polymerase II-specific
Source: RefSeq, a predicted model, not a curated record
AUGGCCGGUCCCGGUGGUGGUCCUCCUCGCCGCUCCCACACCAAGUCUCGCAAGGGCUGUGAAACCUGCAAACGCCGUCACAUUCGCUGCGACGAGAGCUUUCCUCAGUGCCGCAACUGCACCAAGCAUAAGAUUCGCUGCCCUUACAAUGACUUGCAGGUUACUCCCGAGCCUGAGCGAUCCGCCACUCCCGAUAAGCCUGAUCUGAUGUGGACUCCUCAGAUCGAGGCUGACAUUGCCGAGUGGCAGCGAACCGGUGUUUUCCCCUUUCCUUCCCUCGGUCUCUAUCCGGCCCCCAUUGCUCAGCUCUACUCGGUCGAAAACCUUCGUCUCAUUUACCAUCUCGCCGCUCUCUACCAGCAGCUUGCUGCCAUGGAUGCCAAUAACUUUACUCUUUGGACUCGCCAUAUCCCAACUCUUCUCCAGAUUGGCGCCAAUACUCCCUACGUCAUGCAUGCCCUCCUCGCCUUUUCCGCCAUGCACAUUGCCUUUCUCACCGACUGCCGCCGUGUUAGUAACAUGGCUUUUGAACACCGCGGUAUUGCCUUGAGCGGUCUCCACGCUGCUAUUGGCUCGUUUUCUCGCGAAACCUCAGAUGCCAUCCUCGCUGCCUCUCUCGUCUUAUCCUGGCAGGCUAACGACUGGCGUAGCUGGACUCAGCUCAUGCAAGGCACUUCUACAGUCAUCGACGCCAUGGAACCCUGGAAACACGAGUCCCUUUUCACCGACUUCAUCGCCGAAAGCUGCACUUUCCCUACUGCUCCCGCCUCGCCCGAUCCCGAGCAUCGCCCUAGCCAGCCGCGCAAGGCCGAUCUCGACGCUUUCCAGCGCACACUGGACCAGGUUCAACAGGUCGAGUCACAUCUUCGUCAGCACGGGGAAGAGACGACUCAGAUUCAGCAUCUUAUUGGUUUCCUCAAGGGUGCUCGUAAGAUAAGCCCUAGCCUUUCUAUUGCUCAGCAGUACGAGCGCCUCCAGCCUCUACGCACCUGGCUCUUUUGGAUGCCCGUCGGAUACCUGCAGAAUUACAGUGGUUCUGCUAACUCUCUCGUCGUCAUUGCCCACCUCUAUACUGUGGCUCUCCUCAUGGAACGCCUCUUUCCCGAGAUUGGUGCUGCCUACUUUGGCUCCCUCUCCAUCCUGCCUGUUGAGGAAAUUGCCCGCCGCCUCAUGUCUAUGAACGUUGCUGGCGUUCCCAAAAGCGCCCACACUCCUCUAACCUUGAUGGAAUUCCCCAUUGACACCGUCACCGAGUUCCGUUCUCGCAUGGGCUGGGCCAAUCCCGAGAGGACCCGUUCGUUCCCUCAGUUUAAUCCUCCUAACUUUCACGUUGCUCACGACGAAGUUGCCAUGGCUGUCGGAACCGAGUCAUACAUGUACAACAGCCCUGCUUUUAGCUACAGCGCCGAUGAGAUGCCCAUGCUCAACAAUGCCGUCGCUGUGCCUACCGAGGGUAGUCCCAUGAUGAUGUCUUCGCCUUUUGUUGCUGGCCAGUACCUCAAUGUUCCCUCGCCUUCCUUUGUGGCCUACUCUCCCGCCUCAUCCACCUUUGAGGGUUCCGUCGCCUACAGCGACCCCGAGGAAUAUGCAGCCUUUGACAUGCACAAUUUACAGCCUGGCCACUCGCCCAUGCUCGGCGGUUCGCAAUUCAACUACGGAGUCGGGUUCGUCACUCCCAACCAACCGGACGCCUCCUCCAUGCGCGCGCCGCCCUAUGCUGGCGACAUGUCCCGUUACAACUCGGACAUGUUGACCAUGCUUCCUCGACCCGAGUCUCCGAUGCCUUCGACCAGCUCACCCGUGCAAUUUCGACACCGCCACAACCCCUCGGUCUCGUCCGGGCCUCACCCGCCGUCGCCUCUUACUCAAGCACCCCUGGUGCCCGAGCAGGACCCAAAGGGCAAAGGACGAGCCACCUAG